AGGAUCUCCGAWGCCAURCGACCCACCUCCURUCCUCAGUGAGACAGCCCAUACCCUAAACCUCCAGGACCACACAGGACAGGAGAGAGAUGUGAAGCCAGCUCUGGGCUCAUGCUAUAAGGCAGAGAAAGAGACCCAGAGCCCCUGACCCUGAGAGUUGUGGGUACACAGCGUUAUCUAAUGGAUGGCCGAGUGACUAAGUGAAGGAAGGAACUCAGAACAGAACUGACGUGAGGUCAUAAUGAGUGGUCAGCAAGGCGAGCCUGCCAUCGGCCACAGCCAUGUUGGUGAGGUCAGGAACAACAACCAGAACAGCCAUGUUGGUGAGGUCGGGAGCAACAACCAGAACCAGCAGGCCGGGGGAGAGCGAGUGGGGGCGGUGACACCCGAAGGGGAUGCUAAUGCUAACCAGAUGAUCCAGAUGGGGGAGGGGGGCAGCGACGGCGGAGGGGAGAGUACAGGAGGAGAUGUUGACACUCUGCCCCCCCUGAUGUCUCAGACCACUGAGGUGUCUCAGACAGUCACAGAGGAGCAGAAGAACAAGAUCGUCAUCUGGGGGACAGACUCUAGGUGUGACGACCCUGAGCUGGCCGAGUUUGAGAUGUUAGAAUGUCAGGAGCUGGAGGCAUACCUGGUGGAGGAGGAGGAGGAGGAAGAGGAGGUGGAGGAGGACGCAUGUGAAGGAGUAGGACUAGGAGUAGGAGUGAAAGGAGGUGCACGGCAGAUCCUCCUGGACCAGCCUGUCUCUWUAGUGGAUCUAGUCUCUGACAGUAGAGAGGGAGGAGGGAGGAGGACUAUUCAACGGGGCUCCAGCGGGCAGGACGUCGCCACCAUGGGCUCUGGAGGAACCAGAGGGACGGCGGAGUAUGUGACGAGGACAGAGUUCAGCUCUGAGAACCAUGUCUUGGUGUCCCGCCUGUCCGCUAUGUUCAGUCCGGAUGGGAGKCUGGUCAGUGCUCUGGACACCGCUGGACGGACACAGGCCACCACCACAGACUCCUGGCACGUCCCCUCUGGACCCUCAGGACCAGACGGGACCAUCUUAGAGGAUCUCACCCUGGCCUCCCAGUCUUGUACCACCAUCUCAGACCGGUCCAAGGCCUCUCAGCGAYCCAAACAACCUCGGGCUCCAUCUAAAAGCACAAUACAACGAGCUGACGUCGAUCUAAACCAGAACACAACUGUUAGGUCUGAGGAGGUUGUCGUUCCGGAAGCACAAGUCAGUGACACCGUCGUAGUGGGUCGUUGUAAAUGUCAGCACAACAUGGAGGAAGAUCAGGGCAAUGAAAAGCACAACCAGAAUCUGGAGCAGAGGUAACAGGCCAAUGAUAGAGGCAGUGGGAGGAAGGCAGCUGAUGACCAACAGGAUGUUAGAGGAGUGGGAGGAAGGCAGCUGAGGAACACCAGGAUGCUAGAGGUAGUGGGGGAGGCAGCUGA
This is a messenger RNA of Salvelinus sp. IW2-2015, 1437 nucleotides long. RefSeq lists its product as uncharacterized. The record is from RefSeq and is a predicted model, not a curated record. NCBI's taxonomy places the organism in Eukaryota, Metazoa, Chordata, Actinopteri, Salmoniformes, Salmonidae.